AUGGGACUGUUGGUGUUUAUGCGUAACCUGCUGCUAGCCCUCUGCCUCUUUCUGGUACUGGGAUUUCUGUACUAUUCUGCUUGGAAGUUGCACCUUCUCAGAUGGGAGGAUUCAAAUUCAGUGGUUCUUUCCUUUGACUCCGGUGGACAUACAAUAGGCUCAGGAAGGAGAGAGAGAAAAACUGUGGCUAUUGUGCUUCCGCUGUCCAUCCCAUCUCACCUUGCUGCAGACCCAGGAAAAGAGAGAGCCCAGAAAGAACCCACAGAAACAAUGGCAGCUCCAGGCCCAGCCAUUCCUAAAUAUGACAAACUGGGCUUUCUCCUGAACCUGGACUCAAAAUUGCCUCCAGAAUUGGCAUCAAAGUAUGCAAAUUUCUCUGAGGGAGUGUGCAAGCCUGGUUAUGCAUCAGCGCUCAUGACUGUCAUCUUCCCAAAGUUCUCGAAGCCGGCACCAAUGUUCUUGGAUGAUUCCUUCAGGAAAUGGGCUCGUAUCAGGGACUUUGUACCGCCUUUCGGAAUUAAAGGACAAGAUAAUCUGAUCAAAGCCAUCCUGUCAGCAACCAAAGAUUACCGUCUAACUCCAGCUCUUGACGGUCUCAGCUGCCGGCGAUGUAUUAUUGUGGGAAAUGGUGGAGUACUUGCAAAUAAGUCAUUGGGGUUAAAAAUUGAUGACUAUGAUGUUGUUGUCAGGCUGAACUCGGCUCCAGUGAAGGGCUUUGAAAAAGAUGUGGGUGGCAAGACAACUCUCCGGAUCACGUAUCCUGAAGGUGCAAUCCAGAAAAUGGAGCAGUAUGAGAAGGAUUCCCUGUUUGUUCUGGCAGGAUUCAAAUGGCAGGAUUUCAAGUGGCUGAAAUACAUUGUUUACAAGGAGAAAGUGAGUGCCUCUGAUGGCUUUUGGAAGUCAGUGGCAACUCGAGUCCCAAGAGAACCUCAUGAGAUACGUAUCCUGAAUCCCUACUUCAUCCAGGAGGCAGCUUUCAGCUUCAUCGGACUGCCUUUCAACAACGGCCUGAUGGGCAGAGGGAACAUCCCCACCUUGGGAAGCGUAGCAAUAACCAUGGCGCUCCACAACUGUGAUGAGGUGGCGGUAGCUGGGUUUGGCUAUGACAUGAGUUCACCCAAUGCACCGCUGCACUACUAUGAGAACAUCAAGAUGUCUGCCAUCAAAGAGUCCUGGACGCACAAUAUCCAGCGGGAGAAGGAGUUCCUACGGAAGCUGGUGAAAGCCCGAGUCAUCACUGACCUAACCAGUGGGAUUUGAGUGGCUGCAGCCACUGCCUCCAAGGGAGGAGACAAAGACACACGCUGCAGCUCUGGGAGCAGGCACUGGCAGCCCCCCCGCAAGAAUCCCACCUCACUGAAGACACACAGAGAUGCCCAGGUGCUCUGGGAAGACCCUCUUGCAUUUCCAGUCUGCAUGAGGGUUGCAUCUGCUGCCUCCAGGCCUAGAGUUGGCAGGAGGUGGGCAGGGGGCUGAGUGGGCCAUUCUUGAACUCUACGUUGCAGACGGAUCUUCUGUGCCCUGAAUUAAACAGGAAAGACUCAGGAGAGAGAAGAAGGGUUUGUGAAUAAAACGAUUUGUGCCAAACGGGAGGUGAUGCUGCCCCAGGCAGCAAUGCCUGAAUGUACAAAGUAUUAUUUUUUAAAAGAAACUCUGCUGGAAUCAUACUAGAAAUACCAAGGUGCAAGGCAAAGUCUGCUCGUGCACAGUGCUGCGAAGAGCCUGGCCUCUCCAUGCCCCAUCUGCAUUGUCAUUGGCCUCAGACCUUUCCCCAGGAAAACAAAUCCGUCCAAAACUUUGGUGGGGUUGGUGCUGCUAUAAUUCGAAGGGCGAAUAAUGGCUUUCCCUUGUUCUCCACUUGGAGCUUCUGGAUGGAGAUGAGCAUGGGUUUGUUUUUCUGCACUUCUCCUUGCAUCCCACACACAGGUGGCAGCAGCAGCCACUUACUUGGCUGCGUUUUCCAUAGCCGUUUGUCCUGUUCUGCCCCUGCCCUGACCCCAAGGUGGAGCUGGGAGCCGAUGGCUUUCUCUGCCUGCAGCAGACCCUCCCCACCUUCUUGCCUCUCACAGCACUGAGGAACCUGCCUCGUUGUGCUCAAGGCUUUCAGACCUCUUGGUUUGCGCCUGCUGUGCAGGGCCCCCAUGGAGUCCAUGCAGAUUGGUGUCACCAAUCUGGACAGCAUCUCGCUUUAUUUUUGUGUGGGAGAGGAGUAAUUUAUUCUUUGGAAGGAGAUCAGAUCUUGUGUGGAGAUCUGAAACAGUUUGAGAGCAGGACGCUGAACAUGUUUGUUUUAUGUUCCAGACUCGAUCUUGUUCCCUAUUCAAGCGAUGUGUGACCUCAGUGAUGAUGGAGCCUGCUGGCACGGGUGGGGGCCUGCUGGGAACUCUCACACUCUACUUGGCCCCUGCUCACUUCAUUUCCCAGCUCCUUCCGUGCUGCUCUAGCACUGCUGCUCCUCCUGCUCUCAGGAGCACAUCCCUUCCUUUGCCAUCUUGGUCCUGAGAAGCAGUAUUUGCACAUUUGACUUGUAUAUGUAUUUCAGAGGAGCCAGAAUAAACUGAGCAACGUGGCCGAGUGCAAGGACAGUGGGAUGGUCUCGUCCACCUGGACAGCAUGGGCAGAAGGGGGAUUG
Gavia stellata (red-throated loon) is the source of this 2632-nucleotide messenger RNA. It is a transcript of the gene ST3GAL3, whose product is annotated as ST3 beta-galactoside alpha-2,3-sialyltransferase 3. Gene Ontology annotation, molecular function: sialyltransferase activity. The transcript has 12 exons. Lineage: Eukaryota; Metazoa; Chordata; Aves; Gaviiformes; Gaviidae. The record is from RefSeq and is a predicted model, not a curated record. The coding region runs from base 1 to 1260 and encodes 419 amino acids.